This is a messenger RNA of Globicephala melas (long-finned pilot whale), 664 nucleotides long. It is a transcript of the gene RPL12, whose product is annotated as ribosomal protein L12. NCBI's taxonomy places the organism in Eukaryota, Metazoa, Chordata, Mammalia, Artiodactyla, Delphinidae. The record is from RefSeq and is a predicted model, not a curated record. Gene Ontology annotation, molecular function: large ribosomal subunit rRNA binding; structural constituent of ribosome. Gene Ontology annotation, biological process: translation. Gene Ontology annotation, cellular component: cytosolic large ribosomal subunit; ribosome.
GGACUUUAACCGGCGCAAGUGCCCCAUUUUCCGGUCUUUCGGUUUUCGGCUCGGAGGAGGCUAAGGUGCAACUUUCUUCGGUCGUCCCGAAUCCGGGUUCAUCCGACACCAGCCGCCUCCACCAUGCCGCCUAAGUUCGACCCCAACGAGAUCAAAGUCGUGUACCUGAGGUGCACCGGUGGGGAAGUCGGUGCCACGUCUGCCCUGGCCCCCAAGAUCGGCCCCCUGGGUCUGUCUCCAAAAAAAGUUGGUGAUGACAUCGCCAAGGCAACUGGUGAUUGGAAGGGUCUGAGGAUUACAGUGAAACUGACCAUUCAGAACCGACAGGCCCAGAUUGAGGUGGUACCUUCUGCCUCUGCCCUGAUCAUCAAAGCCCUCAAGGAACCGCCAAGAGACAGAAAGAAGCAGAAAAACAUUAAGCACAGUGGAAACAUCACUUUUGAUGAGAUUGUCAGCAUUGCCCGACAGAUGCGGCAUCGAUCUUUAGCUAGAGAACUCUCUGGAACCAUUAAAGAGAUCCUGGGGACCGCCCAGUCUGUGGGCUGCAAUGUUGAUGGCCGCCACCCUCACGACAUCAUAGAUGACAUCAACAGUGGUGCAGUGGAAUGUCCAGCUAGUUAAGAACUGCAAAGAAAAAUAAUAAAGGGUUAUUUGACAAGCAGUG